Molecule: messenger RNA, 1923 nt
Organism: Macrosiphum euphorbiae (potato aphid)
Lineage: Eukaryota; Metazoa; Arthropoda; Insecta; Hemiptera; Aphididae
Source: the annotation of a GenBank genome assembly
AUGAGUACGACAUAUUACGAUCCGGACGGUUUGCAGAACGUCAAACGCAGACGUUCCACCAACUUCCGCGACACGUAUUUGCGUAAUCGCGAGUACGGGUUCCGACCCAAGUAUGGCGACCAAAGUCGUCUACACUGCGAAAUGUAUACGUCCAUAUAUCCCAUCGCCAAGUGGGAAUACGACGUUUCAAACAAUGACAUCACCAAUCCGGCUGGUAUAUUUAAUCUGGAAUUCUCCCCAGAUGGGAAAAUAUUGGCCGCAGCAUGUGAAAAGAAAAGCAUUAUGUUAUUCGAUCCUGUAACUCAAAAGUAUAUAACAUCAAUAAAAAAAGCACAUAAUGAUUGUGUUAAUUGUAUAAAAUUUUUAGAUUCUAGAAUGUUUGCUACAUGUAGUGAUGACACUACAAUUGCAUUAUGGGAUGUUCGAAACCUUAAAGACAAUAUAAGGGUAUUGAGAGGACAUUGCAAUUGGGUAAAAAGUAUUGAAUAUUCAGCAAAAGACAAUUUACUUGUUUCCAGUGGAUUUGAUGGGCAAAUUUACACAUGGGAUAUUAACAGUUACUCAGAAGAAGGAAGAGUUCCCAAUAAUUCUGUAUGUCACAUUAACGGACUUAUGCGCAUUAAACUUCUACCUGACUCUAGCAAGUUAAUUGUUUGCACAACAAGUGGCUUCAUAUUACUUAUAAACAAUUUAGACUUGGAGACACUUGGUACAGAUAUUCAAGGAUUCAAACCAAAUAUGUACCGUUUGAUGCAGUUGAGUAAGACUACCAUUCCUAAUGCAGCUGCCCACACUCACAUGUUUACUCGUAAACGGAACCGCGUUGAAUUCAUUGUAGAUUUUCCUAGAAAUGAUGAUGCCGAAAUAAUAUCUUCUAUCCAGGUACAUCCACAAGGUUGGAAUGUAUUAAGUCGAAAUGUUACCACUGAUGAACAGUCAGAAUGGACGUGUGUACAUGAUAUACAAGACUUUGCCAUUCCUAAACAACAAGAUGAACCUGAAGAACUGAGUUCUGAAGAAGCAAACUCAUUGGAACAUUCCUUAGCUGAUGACCCAAUGGAAGGAAGACUUCACCGACGUACACAUGUUGUGAUCCCUCGAGACAUAAGUGUUGGCAUAAGUAGUAUGAUACCAUUUUCUGUGUUAGGCCCAACGAGAGGAAACCGUCAAGCUGACUUAUGGGAAGCAAUGAUGAAUGUCAAUAGUGGUAAUCGCAUAAGAAGCUUAAGAUAUUUAUCAGAAGGACGAGAGCGAAUAAUGGGCACAUAUGCUGGCGUACGGAUCGUACGCAGUGCAACUGGAUUACAAGAUCAAGACCAAGACGACAUAGAGGAAAUGAUAACAGAUGAUGAUGAUGGGUCUUCAGAGCGAUUAGUCACAGUAUUAUUUAACAACCGGAAUAGUAAUCGUGUACCUGACAUUAGAAUGCGUGGUUAUCUCCCCCCAAAUUCUAGAAUUGAUAUCACUCGGCCAAGUAGGCGUAGUACUGUGGAAGUAGGAAAUGGCCCAGACGCAGUGGUGUUUAUUGGCAAUAGGCAACGUCGUAACAACUAUGUUCUAAAUUGUAUGAAUAGAUUUCAGGUGCCCCUUAACCAUAAAAUUCACAAAAAUUUUAACCGUCUUACACAUUUUAUUGAAGAGGCAAAUGUGGGUAGAGGGUAUAUCAAAGAACUCUGUUAUUCUAGUGAUGGACGUAUAAUAUGCUCGCCCUUCAGUCAUGGAGUAAGGCUGUUAUCGUUUUCGCCCAACUGUGAUGAAUUGUCUACUUUGCAGCCAAAACUGCCAGGUGUAAAACUUCAUGAGAUUGGUACAAAUGUGUCUCACUCUAAUAUUGUACUCUGUACCAAAUUCUCGCCUGUUCACCCUCUUCUCGUAUCUGGUUGUUUAGCUGGUCGAAUCGUUUGGUACCAACCGAGACUAUAA